AAAAUUGCGGUGCGGUUUGGGUUGGAAAAUUUUCAAACCGUAUAUUUGCGGUUUGGGUUGGGUUACAUCCCAAACCGCACCAACCCAAACCGCGAACACCCCUAUUUAGGAGCGCUUAAAUAGCAACACUUGUUAAAAAAAGUGUUGACUCCAAGAAUUGAUGGAAUAAAUUGGAGCACUUUUAACAAAGCGUUGCUAGUUUCUAAUAUUUUGUGAACAAAAAAGCCGCGUAAAAUAAAAAAAAUUUCAAAGCUCCCACCACUAAAGCAAGUAACGCUAAAUUAGGAAGAAAAAACAAACCCCUAAUUCACUCCAACUCCUUCCCACGUUCAACAACUCCACAUUCUCUGAAAAUUCAGUCGAACAAGAUCGAGUUUCACGUUCGAAAUUUGAACGACUCUAAUUAAUUCCAGCAAGAAUCCAGUUUCCUUGAAAUUUCGCUGCUCUAAGGAAGGAUUCCAAUCCCUUAUUUCUCUCAACAAGUAGGAAGUCUCGGCAGCUUUGUUUUGGCUAUCAACAAUAAGUUCUCUUGAACCCUCUUCCAUCAGUUUAGUUGAUCAUGGAUUUGAGGCCAAUUAAAGAAAAUUUGACUUGGCCAAUGAAGGCAGCACAAUAUCGACUAGGAGUUGAAGGGUUUAUGAGUUAUGCUAUUAAGACUUUAACAUGUGAUGGUAAACUUAGAUGUCCUUGUAUGAAGUGCGUUAAUCACAAGCUUUUGAGUCCAGAUGAUGUAAAUCUCCACUUGCUUCAUUUUGGAAUGAUGCAUAAUUACACUAUCUGGAUUUUUCAUGGUGAAAAAGUGGAUCCAGUUCCAAUUUCAAGUCCUUCCGAACCUAUGGUAGAAGAUGAGAUUUUACCUUAUACUGAUAUGCGACAGUUGGUGCAUGACACAUAUGGUCAUAGAGGUGAUGAUCCAAACAUAAGUGAGAACGGUGACCAAAGCACUCAUGGCCAAAAUAAAGAAGCCCAAGACUUCUAUACGCUUCUCAAUGACGCUGACACAGAGUUAUGGCCCGGAUGUGAAUUAACCAAGUUGUCAUUUUUAGUACUUCUUUUUCAUAUUAAGAGUACUAACAAAUGGACUAAUAAGUCUUUUAAUGACCUACUAGGAUUUUGUCAACUUGCAAUUCCUAAUAGUGCAAAUUUACCCAAGUCAUUUGCAGAGGCUAAAAAGGUCACUCAGAAGUUAGGCCUUGGCUAUGUUAAAAUACAUUCAUGCCCAAAUCACUGUCAGCUUUAUUGGAAGGAUAAGGCUAAUGAUGAUAAUUGCUCAGUUUGUGGUGCUUCUAGGUGGAAAAGAGUAAGUGAGCAGACUACUUCAACAGGACGAAAGAAAAAAAAAGGAACUCCUGCAAAAGUAUUACGCUAUUUUCCUUUAAAGCCUAGACUUAAGAGAUUGUUUAUGUCGAAGCACACUGCCUCCUUGAUGAGGUGGCAUCAUGAUGAACGUAAAGAGAACAAAGAUGUAUUAGGGCAUCCGGCUGAUUCAGAAGCUUGGAAGAACUUUGAUAGUAGGUAUCCUGAAUUUGGUAAAGAGAGUCGCAAUGUUAGGCUUGGACUUGCUAGUGAUGGUUUCAAUCCCUUUGGGAUGAUGAGCUCUACUCAUAGUUGUUGGCCUAUAGUUUUGGUGCCGUAUAAUUUGCCCCCAUGGUUAUGUUUAAAAAAGUCAUUUCUUAUCCUUUCAACACUAAUUCCCGGUCCAACUAGUCCUGGAAACAAAAUUGAUGUAUAUAUGCAGCCCCUUAUUGAGGAGUUGCUCGAGCUUUGGAAUGUUGGGAGUGAGACUUAUGAUGCGUUUAAGGAUGAAAAUUUCAAUAUGCGUGCUGGGCUAUUAUGGACAAUCAGCGACUUUCCAGCUUAUGGAAUGCUCUCUGGCUGGAGUGUACAUGGGGAAAAGGCGUGUCCUUGCUGCAACAUUGACACAGCUUCUAAGUGGCUAAGAAAUGGUCACAAGUAUUGUUUUUGGGCUCAUCGUCGUUGGUUAGAUUUCGACCAUGCAUUUCGACUGAACUAGUAUCCUUUUUACUC
This is a messenger RNA of Beta vulgaris subsp. vulgaris (sugar beet), 2028 nucleotides long. RefSeq lists its product as uncharacterized. The transcript is spliced from 3 exons. Bases 560 to 2014 code for a protein of 484 amino acids. The record is from RefSeq and is a predicted model, not a curated record. NCBI's taxonomy places the organism in Eukaryota, Viridiplantae, Streptophyta, Magnoliopsida, Caryophyllales, Amaranthaceae.